Messenger RNA from Arachis ipaensis, 327 nucleotides. NCBI's taxonomy places the organism in Eukaryota, Viridiplantae, Streptophyta, Magnoliopsida, Fabales, Fabaceae. The record is from RefSeq and is a predicted model, not a curated record.
AUGCCAAAGCAAAAGAGGUACAAGAAUUUACUUAAAGCAGCAGCAGCUGCAAAUUCUUCACAAGACAAGUUGGCAGCUUCAAAUGCAUCACAAGUCAAGUCCGCAGCAGCUGCAAAUUCCUCCCGAGACACAUUGGCAGCUACAAAUUUCUCCCGAGACAAGUCGACAGCAGCUGCAAACUCCUCUCAAGACAAGUCGGCAGCAGCUGCAAAUUCCUCCCGAGACAAGUCGGCAGCUUCAAAUUCCUCCCGGGACAAGUCGGCAGCAGCUGCAAGUUCCUCCCGAGACAAGUCCGCAGCAGCUGCAAGUUCCUCCCGAGACAAAUGA